AGACUUCGGAAUCGACAACUAGAAAUUUCGGAUACCAGGCUGUGCUGCGCGUGCGUGUGAAGCAUCAGAUUCAUCAAAUAAAUCCUGGCCGUCCACCUCCUCUCCCUCUCCUUCCUGCCGAGAGUUUUCACUCUUGCGACAACCUCACCCUGCCCACUGAUCCCACUCCAUCUUUUAUUCCUCACCCCCUCUUAUCUCUCUGCACGUUUCUGAAGAUCUUGGAAGAACCAAAAGAAAAAUGGUGGUAUUUGCCGUGAGCCGGAAGGAAACGAGUCCUAUCGAGGGUCAGAAACCGGGAACGUCAGGCUUAAGGAAGAAGGUUAAAGUGUUCCAGCAACCUAAUUAUCUACACAACUUUGUUCAAUCAACUUUUGAUGCACUUACUGCUGAGAAAGUGCGAGGUGCCACAAUUGUUGUUUCUGGGGAUGGCCGGUAUUUCUCUAAAGAUGCUAUUCAGAUCAUAAUAAAAAUGGCAGCUGCAAAUGGAGUAAGACGAGUAUGGAUUGGUCAAAACGGUCUACUCUCCACACCUGCUGUAUCUUGUGUUAUCCGGGAACGAGUUGGUGCAGAUGGAUCUAAAGCUACUGGGGCUUUUAUUUUGACUGCUAGUCACAAUCCAGGUGGACCAAAUGAGGAUUUUGGGAUCAAGUACAACAUGGAAAAUGGUGGACCUGCGCCAGAGGCUAUUACUGAUAAAAUUUAUGCCAACACAAAGACGAUAAAGGAAUACCUCAUUGCAGAAGACAUUCCAGAUGUGGAUGUUUCUACCAUUGGUGUGACCAACUUUAGCGGACCUGAAGGACUAUUUGAUGUGGAGGUGUUUGACUCAGCCAGUGAUUAUGUACAACUUAUGAAAUCAAUUUUUGAUUUUUCAUCAAUCCAAAAGCUUCUCGCUUCUCCAAAUUUCAGUUUCUGCUAUGAUGCACUUCAUGGUGUUGCUGGAGCUUAUGCCAAACGCAUUUUUCUUGAAGAACUUGGUGCAAAAGAAAGCUCUCUGUUAAAUUGCACUCCUAAGGAAGACUUUGGUGGGGGCCAUCCAGACCCUAACCUGACUUAUGCCAAGGAAUUAGUUGCACGAAUGGGAUUGAGCAAAUCAGAACCGCAAGAUGAGCCCCCUGAGUUUGGUGCAGCUGCUGAUGGUGAUGCUGAUCGUAACAUGAUUCUUGGUAAAAGGUUUUUUGUGACUCCAUCUGAUUCUGUUGCCAUCAUUGCUGCUAACGCUGUUCAGUCUAUUCCUUAUUUUUCUUCUGGGCUGAAGGGUGUUGCCAGGAGCAUGCCAACCUCUGCAGCGCUUGAUGUUGUAGCAAAUAAUCUAAAUUUGAAUUUUUUUGAGGUGCCAACUGGAUGGAAAUUCUUUGGCAACUUGAUGGAUGCUGGACUUUGUUCGAUCUGUGGUGAAGAAAGCUUUGGGACAGGUUCAGAUCAUAUUCGUGAGAAGGAUGGGAUCUGGGCAGUCUUAGCAUGGCUUUCUAUUCUUGCCUACAAGAACAAAGACAACCUCAUUGGGGGAAAGCUAGUGACAGUAGAAGACAUAGUUCGCCAACACUGGGCUACUUAUGGUCGCCACUUUUAUACUCGAUAUGAUUAUGAGAAUGUGGAUGCAGCUGGAGCUAAGGAGCUUAUGGCAUAUUUGGUCAAAUUGCAGUCAUCCAUCCCAGAAGUGAACAAGAUUAUAAAGGAAAUAAGAUCAGAUGUUUCUGAUGCCGCACAUGCUGAUGAGUUCGAAUACAAAGAUCCAGUCGAUGGCUCAGUCUCAAUGCACCAGGGAAUUCGUUACUUGUUCACAGACGGCUCGCGGCUCGUUUUCCGACUCUCCGGAACUGGUUCAGAAGGUGCCACAAUUAGGCUCUACAUUGAACAGUACGAGAAGGAUUCUUCAAAUACAGCAAGGGAUUCACAGGAAGCUCUUGCUCCUCUUGUGGAAGUGGCUCUGAAACUUUCUAAGAUGGAAGAGUUCACAGGACGAUCUGCACCAACUGUUAUCACCUAAGGUUAUGACAAUCAGCAAUUUUUUUGACUUGUUGAAUUGUUUAAAAUAAGCUUGUUUCUAUUUAUAAAUAUUUGUUACUUUUUGCAAUUUCAGAAUUCCUUGCAUCAUAAUUUUGUUUUUGCAGCUUACACAUGAAAUAACCUGCAAGUCAUUUGUAACUUAUCUCAUGCAGAUAAGGAAGAAAUAAUGAUAUAUAUGUUUGUUCUGGUUCUAAAUUUCUUUUUUUUAA
Molecule: messenger RNA, 2219 nt
Organism: Phalaenopsis equestris
Lineage: Eukaryota; Viridiplantae; Streptophyta; Magnoliopsida; Asparagales; Orchidaceae
Product: phosphoglucomutase, cytoplasmic
Exons: 18
Coding region: 239-1990 (583 amino acids)
Biological process (GO): carbohydrate metabolic process
Cellular component (GO): cytosol
Molecular function (GO): magnesium ion binding; phosphoglucomutase activity
Source: RefSeq, a predicted model, not a curated record